GCCCUCUUCUUGUUUGUUCGCCACAAGAAAACUUGUCGCGCACUGAGUUUCUUUCAGCACACCAUACGCUUCUGCGAGUCGCUUCUGAUCUGAGGAUGGCACUACUCGAUUACCCCAUUCCAGAGUUGGACACCACCAUAAAAGAAGCAAGCCGUGUGCUUCAGCUCAUUCUGUGCCCUGAGGAGUAUGUCCAGUAUAAACAUGCCCUCUCCCAGCAGACAGAGGCACUUCAGGAGGCCCAGGAGAAGCUGAAAGCCAGCGCCAGCGGCAAGGAGAACUGGGUGACCGAGCAGUUCAAAAAGCGACUCCUCUCCUGCUGUGACCCUCUGCCCACCUCUACAGCCAUCCCCUCUGUCUUGCCUCCAUCCAAGGCCAAGGGAGAGAGUGCACAGCUAGAGAGGGCUUCAGCUCUGCUAUGGGCUGCAGCCAAGCUGUAUAGUGAGCCCUGGCUUAUUGAGGGUGAUGUACCAACAGAGCGCACACAACAGUCAGAGGUCUUUGCUUCCAGUCGCCUACCAGGAGAGAACCAGGAUCAAUUAAAAGUGUAUCCAGAAAGCCUCCAUGCCAUUGUGACCUGCAAAGGAGGUAUAUUUCCCAUUGAAAUCUUAAGGAGCCCAGGUGCAGAAGGCGCAGUAACCGCCUUGCCCCUUCUUGAUAUCUACACCCAGCUAGCUCAUGUGAUGUGUCUGCCAGCUGCACAAGCUAUGCAGGAUCCAUCCACGAUCUGUGGAUUAUCUGCUCUCCAUCGCCAAACUUGGCAUGCUAUCAGAAAGGAGAUACUGAACGGUGGCGGUGAGGCAGCAGAAUCUCUAGAAGUGAUAGAGAGUGCCAUUCUGGCUCUUUCACUGGAAGACUGCCCUGCACCAACCAAUCUGGCUGAUAUUCUUAAUGCUGUCCGUUUGGGAGGGGAUGACGGACAAUGCCUGAGGUACUAUGACAAGGUGGUAAACAUGGUGGUGUUCAAAGACAGCAUCGCUGGCAUGGUGUUUGAACACAGUGCCCUGGAUGGCAUGGUGGCUGGCCUUGUAGUCGAAAGAAUGUGGCACCUUUCAGAGUCCCAAAACAUAGAGCAUAUGAAAACUCAGACACUGAUAAAUGGGUCAGAUGUUGCAUCCUCACAUCCAAAAGCUCUAAAAUUUCCGCUAGAUGGUGUAAACAUGCCAAGAUGGCUUAAUAGCCAUCUACAAGUGAGUAACCCUGUCAUCACAUUUGAGGUUUCAUCUUUUCCAGAUGUUUUCACCACCCUAAGGGGUCACAGAGGUUUGUAUGAUGCAUGGAUCAAUUUCACUCUGCAGCUCUCUCUAAAGCAAAUCUUUGGAGAAACAGCUGCCAGCCACAUCAUGGUGACUCCCACUCAUAUGCGACACUACAAACAUGGCCGCUGUGAUCCAACUUAUUCUGUCACGAUGCAGUCUCGUAAACUUGUAACAGCCUUGGAAUCCUGCGUUGGGCCAGACAAUGUUCCUCGGUACACCAAGGAGCUCUUCCGCCAGUUCCACCUGGCAUUCCUGGAGCACAAAAAUCUUAUCAAAAUGACAAAAAGUGGUCAUGGUGUAGGACCUCAUUUAGCUGUCUUGCGCAGGAGUAUGUCUCAAGACAACCCACUCAAGAAAUAUCUGGAUCUUUUUGGAUGCCCAUCCAUCUACCUCACUGGCUCAGAUCUAAUGGAAGGUGUGGAGUGUGCUGUGGGUAAUGUGUAUGCUACUAACCAGCUAGCUGUCACUUACCUGGGAAAGAAGGACAAGGUCCGUCUUGUGCUGAAUGGAAAGGGUACCUUUGCCAGCAUCUUAGGAAAACUUGCAAAGAGUCUUGAACUAAACCUUAAGCUGGUGAUGCUUCUGGCAGUAAGGUAUGCAAUUGCAGGGCAGAUGGGAGCCAUUGAGUGCCUCUUGCAAGAAGAGGAAAGAUCAAUCAAUAACACUGCAGUGGACACCAAAGAUGUAGAUCCAAAAGGAGGAAAGAAUGUCAAGCAAAAAGGAUGCUUGGAGUCUGAGCCUGCAGAAAAGCCAUCUUUCACCUUAGUAAUUCACGGUGGAGCUGGUGAGGAAAUGAUGCUGAGUCAUAAGGUGGUUGAGGUCAUUGAAUUUGCCCUUCAAACAGCACUAACUCUGGGAGCACAAGUGCUAAGCCAUGGAGGCAGCAGUCUGGAUGCUGUACAGAGAAGUGUGUCUGCCUUGGAAGAUUGUUUCUUAUUCAAUGCAGGAAAGGGAUCUGUAUACAACCGAAAUGGCCAACACGAGAUGGAGGCCACCAUUGUCGAUGGACAUGGAAAGAAUUCUGGAUCAGUGGCUUGCGUGCAUUGUGUGAAAAACCCAGUCAAAGCAGCUCGACAUGUGAUGGAAAAAAGUGUACACUCAUUACUGACAGGAGAUGGAGCUGAGGAGUUUCUAGAGAGUCUCCAGGAAAGAGAAAAAACAAUGACAGCAGAGUACUUUCACACUGAUAUCAGAUACAAGGAGCUUGCUAUGAAACUAAGCGGCAGUAAAAACAACCAUCCUCAAACUGUAGGUGCAGUUGCUCUGGACAGCUGGGGCAAACUAGCAGCAGCCACAUCAACUGGGGGGUUAGUAGGCAAGUGGAAAGGAAGAGUUGGUGACACUGCAAUUGUUGGAGCUGGAAUAUAUGCUGACAAGAAACUUGCUGUGACAUGCUCAGGAGAUGGCGAUGCAUUCUUACGUGAGACAGUUGCUCAUAAAGUGGCAAGUCUAUACAACCUCAAAGGCUACACUCUAGCACAGGCCUGUCGCGAAGUGAUUUAUGAGGAUGUAGGGGCAAAAUGUGCUGGAAUCAUUGCAGUUGACCAUAAAGGUGAAGCUGCAGUCGAAACUAAUGCUGGAGUGAUGUUUGUUGCUUCCAUGGUCGAUGGGGUUGCUCGAGCUGAAGUCUUCAGACCUGUUAUGAGCUUUGCGUAUGUGAUCUGGGAAACUGAUGAAUUAAUAGCACACUUGCAUCCUGAACCCUGGACUCCAGGAACCACAAUUCUCACUCGAAAGGCUUUAAAUGGACCAAAUAGCAUCUUUCAGUUACCGAUGCCUGACUAUAUGGCAAUGUUACUAGGGGCGCAAACAGUUGCUAAUUUGCUUUGUGAGAAACUUCGUGUGUACCGCUGUGCCCUUGUGUCCAUGCCCAAGCCAGACAAACCUGCUCAUAUUAAAAUCUUGCCUAUCCAUGGACUAGAACCCAACUGGAAGCCUCAUCUUGCUGAGGAAGAGGAAUUCCACAUACAUGAUCCUGGUUACUGCAGUUCCAAGAGUGGCCCACGCUGUGAGGAUGCAUACCUCGACCAGGUCCAGUCAAAGAUAAGGGCUUGCCUCCCAACACCCAAUGCUCCAUCCUGCUAUGAUUUCUAUGGAGAUCCAUCAAAUCAUGGCCUUUUUUCACGCAUUGUAAGAGGGGAGGAGCAACAGUGGCGUGUGUGGGAAGACAAUGAACAUGUAGCUUUUCUGACCCCCUUCCCUAAUACACCUGGCCUUACAGUUUUGGUGCCACGAAGGCCACUAACAAGUGACAUCUUCCGUCUAGCCAGGAGUGAUUACACAGCACUGGUCUUGGCAACACAGAAGGUGGCUCAACUUCUACAAGAAGGGAUGGGUGCUCGAGGAGUGGCUCUAAUAUCUGAGGGGUUUGAAAUUGACUAUGCCCAUGCCAAGCUGAUUCCACUUGUCACAAAGCCUGGAGAAAUGCUGCCUGCAGUGCCUCUUGAGUUCUGUCCCACCUACCCUGGAUAUGUAACUUCAGCAGAUGGUCCUCCAGCAUCUGCAGAGGUUCUGAAAGACAUUCACACCAAGAUCACAAAGACCACACCGCCUCGCACCUGGGAACAACCCCAAAGCCACUCCACAUUAGCCAUCAAGAGCCAGUGGUACCGCAAUCUCUUUCAGAUCCAAAAUACACUGUUCCACAGCACAGUUGAGUACUUUAGUAACAAAUGCAAGUAUGCAUAUGCUCUUACGCCCAUCACAACUGAUACCAUUUCAUCACCAAUGGGCCUGGGGUCAGACUCAGAGCCUGUGUUCGUUAAUAUGCUAGGUCAAGAUGUGUACUUGGCAGACUCCAUGCAAUUUGUGCUGGAAUAUUUCUUGCGUUUCCAGGAAGGACUUCCAGGGACAUACUAUGUGUCUCCCAGUUUCCGAGGAGAGGAUCCUGAUGCUACUCAUCUGAAUCAGUUCUACCAUAUUGAGUGUGAGCUACUUGGUGAUAUGGAUGAUGCUAUCAAUAUAGCAGAAGGUUUUGUGGCUCACUUGACUCAGGCAAUGUUAAGGAACCACUCCAAGAUCAUCGAGAGUUCAGCAGGAACACUGUUCCAUGUACAAGCCAUGCUGAAGCAGCUGGAGGAACCACUUCCGAGAGUUACUCUGGACCAAGCCAUUACAAUGUUGCCCUCUGCUGACUGUCUUGAAUGGGUACAAGAGGGGCAGCCACAGUUUGGAAGAAAGCUAACCCGUAAAGGAGAAAGAGUUCUGAUUGAAAAGUAUGGUGGCGCUGUUUGGUUGACUGAAAUGGAUCACCUUGGCGUGCCCUUCUACCAAGCUUAUGUUGAAGGCUCUGGCAGAAAGAAAGCAAAGGCAGCUGAUCUGCUCUUGGGGUUGGGGGAGACGGUGGGGCUCGGGGAAAGACACUCUACCCCUGAGAUGGUACAAGAGGCCUUACGACACCAUGCUGUACCAGAAGAGUCAUACAAAUGGUACAUGAACAUGAGGCAAAUCAUACCUCUGUCUACAAGUGGAUGGGGUAUGGGCACAGAAAGAUACCUAUGCUGGCUGCUACAGCACAAUGAUGUCAGAGAUAUGCAGAUCAUUCCCAGGUUGAAGGCAAAGAAAUACAUGCCUUAAAAUACAGACUUUAAUCAAAGCAACUUAUGAGUUUUGAAAACUUGAGACUGUCUUGAAAGCCAAAGGCAACAUUAGGGGGAAUAUAAAACAUUCUGAGGAUCACGUUUUAAACUUAUGAUUCAGUAAAUUAUGAUUAUGAUCUUGAUUAUGAUUGUUUUUACAUUAAAUCUUACUGAAAGGGUUUUACUGACUUGAUUCAAUACAGUAAUAUUCAGAUAAGCGGAAAUUAUGAGAACAUGGAAUAUAUUUUAGACUUAUAAUGCAGUUGUCUACCAAAUCAUGACAUACUUGUUUUCUUGUUUCUUAAGCAUUAAUAAAUUGUUUUCUGUUACCCUUCUAUAAAUAUACUGCAUGUCAUCUUAUACUCUGAUCAACAAAUAAGACAAUGUGGCAUUUUGUCUGUA
Molecule: messenger RNA, 5236 nt
Organism: Colossoma macropomum (tambaqui)
Lineage: Eukaryota; Metazoa; Chordata; Actinopteri; Characiformes; Serrasalmidae
Exons: 4
Coding region: 96-4832 (1578 amino acids)
Biological process (GO): tRNA aminoacylation for protein translation
Molecular function (GO): ATP binding; hydrolase activity; aminoacyl-tRNA ligase activity
Source: RefSeq, a predicted model, not a curated record